Varanus komodoensis (Komodo dragon) is the source of this 2386-nucleotide messenger RNA. RefSeq names its product RAD51 paralog B (gene RAD51B). Gene Ontology annotation, biological process: double-strand break repair via homologous recombination. Gene Ontology annotation, cellular component: Rad51B-Rad51C-Rad51D-XRCC2 complex. NCBI's taxonomy places the organism in Eukaryota, Metazoa, Chordata, Lepidosauria, Squamata, Varanidae. Bases 161 to 1432 code for a protein of 423 amino acids. The transcript has 11 exons. Gene Ontology annotation, molecular function: ATP-dependent DNA damage sensor activity; ATP binding; ATP hydrolysis activity. The record is from RefSeq and is a predicted model, not a curated record.
AGCCGUUUCCGCCUUCUGCGGAGAAGUGGGAGACUUUGAAAAGUGUCCAGGUUGGGACUGGGCGUUGCUGCUGUCGUCGCCUUGGAGACCGGCCGCUCCGCCCUUGCUGGGAGCAUUUUCCUCAGUUGGGGUUGUGUUUCUGAUUACUCAGUAAUUGAACAUGGCAUAUAAAAGACUGAGAAGAGCAGGUUUGCCCCAGGAUCUUUGUGAAAGUCUAAGUCGACAUCAGAUCACUACUUGCAAGGACUUUUUAUGUUUGUCACUACUGGAGCUAAUGAAAGUGACCGGACAGAGCUACCAGAAUGUAAAGAAACUUAUUCAUAAAGUCAGCCAGUCCUGUGCUCCCAGAAUGCAAACUGUUUAUGAAAUGAAAAUGAAAAGAACCAUCAAUCCUUCAUCAUCAUUCUUGCCAACAACACUGGAAGGUCUGGAUAAAAUACUACAUGGUGGAAUUGCCUGUGGAUCUCUUACAGAGAUAGCUGGUCCAUCAGGUUGUGGCAAAACUCAGUUCUGCAUUAUGAUGAGCUUACUGGCCACUUUGCCCACCAGCAUGAGAGGAUUGGAUGGAGCUGUUAUAUACAUUGAUACAGAAUCUGCAUUCAGUGCUGAAAGGCUUAUUGAGAUAGCACAGCACCGUUUCCCACAUUAUUUUGCUACAGAAGAAAAGCUGAUUUCUAUGCCCAGCAGUAUUCAUCUCUAUCGGGAACUCACCUGUGACAGUGUGCUUCAAAGGAUUGAAUCUUUGGAAGAAGAAAUAAUUUCUAAGAAUGUUAAACUAGUAGUAAUUGACUCUGUUGCUUCUGUAGUCAGAAAAGAAUUUGAUACAAAACUUAAAGGCAACCUGCAAGAAAGAAGCAACUUGUUGACUAAAGAGGCAUCAAUACUGAAGUACUUGGCUGAAGAAUUUUCAAUACCAGUUAUCUUGACAAAUCAGAUUACCACGUGGCUGAGCGAUGGCCUUGCAGUACAGACAGACCUGCUGUCUCCAGCUGAUGACUUGUCCCUGUCUGAAGGCUCUUCUAGAAAUGGAGAUGAACAUUCUGGCUAUGUGACCGCAGCACUGGGGAAUACUUGGAGUCAUAGUGUGAAUACAAGAAUCAUCUUGCAGUAUCUGGAUUCCCAGACCAGAGAGCUUCUAGUUGCUAAGUCCCCCAUUGCACCAUUCACAUCUUUUCGAUAUAAGAUUGAAAAUUCCGGUUUGGUUCUCCAAGACAAACAGGCUCUGAAUAGAGAGAAAGUGACUGUGAGGCCUUGGCCAAACAUCAAGUCAGCUUGCAGCUGGAGUCUGCAGCCGUGGCUCUGUGGCAGAGCGCCUGCUUUGUGUGCAGAAGGCCCCAGGUUCAGUCCCCAGCUUCUCCAGGUAAGGCCGCUGCCAGUCAGUGGCGAUAGUUCUGGGCUUGAUGGACCAAGGAUCCAACCCACUCUAAGGUAGCCUCUUAUAUGCCACAAGCAAACACAAGGGAGGAGAUGUGGUCAAGGAUGGGGUAGCAGUCCGAUUCUCCAGUCUACAGGCAGUCUGUGUGGAAUUAGUUGCUCAAACUAAAGAACCAAAGCUGGGGAAAAUAAGAGUGAGCUAAUGAGCAGCCAUUCCCCUCUCUGAUUGCGAUAUCGAUGACAGUGCAGCAUGGGAAAGAGCAAGCCUGUCAGCUAUAAGUAGUGCAGGGAACGAAGUGAGGCCGUCCUUCCACACCUUACAGUGACCGAGUGAAAUGUUUAGAAGCCAUUUUUUAAUGGAAAACAAGCAUUAUGUUGUCUUAGCAUUGUCACGUUGAAAGGGUUCACUAGCAGUAAUUUAAAGCAUAGGUUUCUACUAUAUUUCUCAGUAUUUCUGCCAAGUUUAUAAGGCACAAAUUAAGCAAAAGGUGAAAAGUACACUUAUACUGUAACCAUUUAUUUCAACCCGACAUGCCUUGUUUCCUGAACAUAAUUCAAAGUUUUAUGGAGCAUCCCGUUUGUAAGACUAUAUGGAUGUACACCAGGGUGAGUAGUGGGGCUAUUAUUGUUAGACCGUCUUCAUAUCCCACCUUUUCUCCUCUUGCAAAGAACCCAAGGCAGCUUACAUAGUCCUCCAUCUUUCAAUUUUUCCUCAGAGUAACAGCCCUGUGAGGUGAGUUAGGCUGAAAGUGAGUUACCAGCCCAAAGUCCCCCAGUGAGUUUCAUGACUGAGUGAGGACUAGAACCCAGAUUGCCCAGAUCCUCAGUCCAGCCCUCCCACCACCACAUGAUGGUGGGUGGCUGUCCAAAACAACAGUGGCUCUUCCUGUCCAAAGAGCAUAGUCCAACAUUUUUUUGCUUUCUGCUCUGGGAUAGGAUACAUAUAAUCAUGCUUGGUGUAGCUGCAAGUGCUUAGAGUACCUGACUGCUGUGGAUCCAUGUUUUAAACUUC